Molecule: messenger RNA, 976 nt
Organism: Cuscuta europaea
Lineage: Eukaryota; Viridiplantae; Streptophyta; Magnoliopsida; Solanales; Convolvulaceae
Source: the annotation of a GenBank genome assembly
AGAAUUGCCACAUAAUGCGGGCCGUCACGACUAAAUCACUGGGCCUACCAUACAUAUAACGAAGUGUAUAUAAUAAUGUGUGCGGCGGCGAUCGACGAUUGGCCAUGGAUUUACGUUUACCUGCUCUUUCAGAAUUUGCACGAAAGCUUCUUCCGUCUUUAAUGUUGGUCUUCUAUAAAAUGGCGACUGUUAACAAAACUCCAAAAAGUCAGAGACUAAACCUGAAAAAAUCCUGUUCUGUCUGUAACUGAUCUGGAAUUUUGAAUUCUCAGAUCUUAAUCGAAUUAGAUGGCCGGUGCUGGUCAGGAAUCGAACACCGACGGUCCAGAAACAGUCAUUGUGAUACGACGAUCGGAAGGGAAUGGAGAGAGUUCUAUGGCCGCCUCCGCCGCCGGAGAAGCGGCGAAGAUGGAGGAAGAGAGAUUUUCGUGCUGUAUUGAUGUGGACUGUGGCGAUGAAGUCGGGAAAAAGGCGUGUUGCAGAAUAUGCCAGUUGAAUGAAAGAGAAGAAGAGUCGAUUAAGACGAAGAAGAAUGUGAUGGAUUUGAUUGAGCUUGGCUGUGGCUGUAAAGGAGACCUCCGUUUCGCCCAUUUGCGGUGUGCUGAGGCAUGGUUUAAGCUCAGAGGAAACCGAUUUUGCGAGAUAUGUGGGGAAAUUGCGAAAAACGUUACUCGCGUGGGGAACGCGAAUUUCAUGGAAGAGUGGAGCGAUGGAAGAAAUCCCGACGAGAGGUCAAGAGAUUGCCGGGAACGGCAGUCGUUCUGUAACUUCUUGAUGGGCUGUCUGGUUUUAGCGUUUGUUCUUCCUUGGUUUUUCCGUUUAAAUUUCUAAAAUCACGACUUUCUUUAUUUAGAGCCUGUUUGGAAACAGCCAAAUGGUUUGCUGUAUUGGCUGAUUCUGUUGAAAUUUAUUAAAUUCUGGUUGAUGUAGCUGUAUUGGCUGAUUCUGCUGAUUUGUGAAAAAUAAUAAUUUAAAA